GAGGGGAGAAGCUCUGCGGCGUGCACCCGUUCAUUCAUCAUGGUGGAGAAAUUCUUAGGGACCUGGAGGAUGAUGGAAAGCAAGAAUUUCGAUGACUAUAUGAAAGGGCUUGGUGUCGGCUUUGCCACUCGACAAAUAGCAAAUGUCACCAAACCCACAACUAUAAUCUGCUUAGAAGGGGACUAUAUUGUGCUGCGGACACAGAGUGCUUUCAAGAACACCGAGGUCAAGUUUAAGCUGAAUGAAGAAUUUGAUGAGACCACAGCAGACGAUCGCAAGGUUAAGUCCGUGGUGACCUUGGAAGAUGGCAAACUAAUUCAUGUGCAGAAAUGGGAUGGGAAGGAGACCACACUACUAAGAGAAGUCGAUGGUGACAAGCUUGUCUUGACCCUUACCCUGGGAGAAGUUGUCAGCACACGUCACUAUGAAAAGGCCCAAUAACUCGUCACUUCUGUGUAACACCCUUGUUUUGUUCAGUUCAGAGUUGAAUGUCUUCAUAACGACCUCAACCCCCUUCCUUGCCCAUUUCCUCUUGCACCAAAUGGGCUCAGCAGUAUUAGAAACCUUUGUGAGAUCUCAAUGCAGCAUUUGUUAUGGACCUGGUAAGUUAUUUCUAUUACAGUGCCAAAGACUACUGCUUCCAGGAUCUUGGGGUAUAAACAAACUGCAUGGAUACUUCCUGGUACACUCAACAAUUUCAUACUGUUGCUAUUUAUGGCUUGAGAUCUACUGCCUCAUUUUCUAACAUUUGUUUCACCUGAAGCUCGUGUUGCUGACUGUAUGGCAAUCUGUCAAUAAGUAUAGUGCACACAGGCAUAAUUUUAGAUAAAAGAAUUAAAAGAGAUGGCCAACUGUUAAUGUGCUCAUCCUUAAAGGCUAUGGAUAACUUCACCUUUCACAGUAGCCAGCUAUAGAAUGCCAUAAGUGAAAUCCAUCAGAUAUUGUCUGACAGGUCAGUCUCUAACAUCUCUUGUACAAUCUUGUAAGGUGAUUUAUAACCAAACUAAAGUUGAACUUUGACUUGGUCAUAAAUUAGCUUAGAAGAUCACUCGCAGGAAGUGGGAGAGGAGCUGGAGCUGCUGUCAGUUGAUCUGUUGGAUUUCACCAUGUGCGGCAUUCUGCAGCUUGCUAUAAGAUCGUGAUGCCUAAAAUCUUCAGAAGCCAAAUGGUGCAACGGUGUUUGUUUUGUUUUUCAGCCAAAAUAGCCUUUAAGAGCUACUGAUCUUGUAAUCUGAUACUUUACCAGAUUGUGGCUUAAGUUAAACAUUUCUGUCGCCAAAGAUCUGGAGUACACUAAAUGUUUAUCUAUAUUGCUUAAAAGUGGUUCUCCAGGAAU
This is a messenger RNA of Bufo bufo (common toad), 1336 nucleotides long. Its product is annotated as fatty acid-binding protein, heart-like. The transcript is spliced from 4 exons. The record is from RefSeq and is a predicted model, not a curated record. Gene Ontology annotation, cellular component: cytosol; nucleus. The coding region runs from base 40 to 441 and encodes 133 amino acids. Lineage: Eukaryota; Metazoa; Chordata; Amphibia; Anura; Bufonidae. Gene Ontology annotation, biological process: fatty acid transport. Gene Ontology annotation, molecular function: fatty acid binding.